Messenger RNA from Trematomus bernacchii (emerald rockcod), 17591 nucleotides. RefSeq lists its product as uncharacterized. Lineage: Eukaryota; Metazoa; Chordata; Actinopteri; Perciformes; Nototheniidae. The record is from RefSeq and is a predicted model, not a curated record. The coding region runs from base 6 to 16802 and encodes 5598 amino acids. The transcript is spliced from 43 exons.
UCAACAUGACAUCACCAGUCAGCCCCACUUCAUCACCAGUCAACAUGACAUCACCAGUCAGCCCCACUUCAUCACCAGUUAACUUGACUUCACCAUCAGUCAACUUGACAUCACCACAAGUCAACAUUACUUCAACCACAGCCAAUCCCACCUCAUCACAUAUCAACAUGACAUCACCACUCAAAACAACCUCAUCACCUGUCAACAUUACCUCACCACCAGUCAACAUGACAUCAACAUUCAACCCCACCCCACCACCAGUCAACUUUACUUCACCACCAGUAAACAUGACUUCAUCACCAUUUAAUCCCACCUCAUUACCAGUAAACAUGACAUCAUCAGUACUCAACAUUACUUCACCACCAGUAAACGUUACAUCACCGUUCAACCCCACCUCAUCACCAGUCAACAUGACGUCACCACUACACAACAUCACCACACUUCCAGUAAACUUCACCUCAUCACCAUUCAAUCCCACCUCAUCACCAGUCAACAUGACAUCACCACCAGUCAACAUGACAUCACCAGUCAACCCCACCACAUCACCAGUCAACAUGACAUCACCAGUCAGCCCCACUUCAUCACCAGUCAACAUGACAUCGGCACCAGUCAACAUGACUUCAUCACCACCAGUUGACAUUACUUCAGCACCAGGUAAUGCAAGCACUCCACCUGUCACUGGAACAUCAUCACCACCAAGCAUCACAACUACAAGCUCUCCAACUGCAACUACAACCCCAACACCUACCACAACAGAGUCAAAAAUCAAGUUGGAAUUUAAGAUUCAGCAAACCUUUACUCCUCAACUUGCAAACAAAUCUUCACCAGCGUUCCUUGAAUUAAAGAACGAAGUGACUACAGUGCUCGACAUGGUCUAUUCAGAACAAUAUGGAUCCAGCUUCAAUCGUACUGUCAUCAACAGCUUCAGUCAAGGAUCUGUGGUGGUAGAUGUUGAACUGAUAUUCAAUGAAGGGAAUACAUUACCAAAUGCCACUUCUGUGGCUGGAACUUUGGUGACUGCCUCUUCCAGUUCCAAUUUUUCUCUCAGUGUCAACACAUCUUCUAUUUCUGCAACAGUUGUUUUAGCUGCAACUCCAGCCCCAACCACAGUUGCCCCUUCAACACCACUUGUCAACAUCACCUCACCUCCAGUCAACAUGACUUCAUCACCAGUCAACCCAACAUCAUCACCAGUCAACCCAACAUCAUCACCAGUCAACAUGACAUCAUCACCAGUCAACAUGACCUCAUCAUCAGGUAACAUCACCUCACCACCAGUCAACAUGACAUCACCCUUCAACCCAACCACAUCAACAUUCAACAUUACUUCACCACCAGUCCACCCAACUUCACCUUCAGUCAACAUGACAUCACCACCAGUUAACAUGACAUCAUCACCAGCCAACAUUACUUCACCAUCAGUCAAUAUUACAUCACCAGUCAACCCAACAUCACCACCAGUCAACAUUACUUCACCCUCAGUCAACCCAACUUCACCAUCAGUCAACAUGACAUCACCAUCAGUCAACAUGACAUCACCGCCAGUCAACAUUACAUCACCCUUCAACCCAACCACAUCACCAUUCAACAUUACUUCACCACCAGUCCACCCAACUUCACCUUCAGUCAACAUGACAUCACCACCAGUUAACAUGACAUCAUCACCAGCCAACAUUACUUCACCACCAGUAAACUUUACUUCACCACCAGAAAAUAUGACAUCACCGUUCAACCCCACCUCAUCACCAGUCAACAUGACGUCACCACUACACAACAUCACCUCACUUCCAGUAAACUUCACCUCAUCACCAUUCAAUCCCACUUCAUCACCAGUCAACAGGACAUCACCACUUCCAAACAUUACUUCACCACUAGUCAACAUGACAUCACCAGUCAACCCCACCUCAUCACCAGUCAACAUGACAUCGCCACCAGUCAACUUUACUUCACCACCAGUCAACAUGACAUCACAAGUCAACCCCACCUCAUCACCAGUCAACAUGACAUCGCCACAAGUCAACUUUACUUCACCACCAGUCAACAUGACAUCACCAGUCAACCCCACCUCAUCACCUGUCAACAUGACAUCACCACUUCCCAACAUGACAUCACCACCAGUCAACAUGACAUCACCAGCCAACCCCACCUCAUUACCAGUCAAUAUGACAUCGCCACCACCAAACAUUACUUCACUACCAGUCAACAUGACAUCACCAGUCAACCCCACCACAUCACCAGUCAACAUGACAUCACCAGUCAGCCCCACUUCAUCACCAGUUAACUUGACUUCACCAUCAGUCAACUUGACAUCACCACAAGUCAACAUUACUUCAACCACAGCCAAUCCCACCUCAUCACAAAUCAACAUGACAUCACCACUCAAAACAACCUUAUCACCAGUCAACAUUACCUCACCACCAGUCAACAUGACAUCAACAUUCAACCCCACCCCACCACCAGUCAACUUUACUUCACCACCAGUAAACAUGACUUCAUCACCAUUUAAUCCCACCUCAUUACCAGUAAACAUGACAUCAUCAGUACUCAACAUUACUUCACCACCAGUAAACGUUACUUCACCAGUCAGCCCCACUUCAUCACCAGUCAACAUGACAUCAGCACCUGUCAACAUGACUUCAUCAUCACCAGUUGACAUUACUUCAGCACCAGGUAAUGCAAGCACUCCACCUGUCACUGGAACAUCAUCACCACCAAGCAUCACAACUACAAGCUCUCCAACUGCAACUACAACCCCAACACCUACCACAACAGAGUCAAAAAUCAAGUUGGAAUUUAAGAUUCAGCAAACCUUUACUCCUCAACUUGCAAACAAAUCUUCACCAGCGUUCCUUGAAUUAAAGAACGAAGUGACUACAGUGCUCGACAUGGUCUAUUCAGAACAAUAUGGAUCCAGCUUCAAUCGUACUGUCAUCAACAGCUUCAGUCAAGGAUCUGUGGUGGUAGAUGUUGAACUGAUAUUCAAUGAAGGGAAUACAUUACCAAAUGCCACUUCUGUGGCUGGAACUUUGGUGACUGCCUCUUCCAGUUCCAAUUUUUCUCUCAGUGUCAACACAUCUUCUAUUUCUGCAACAGUUGUUUUAGCUGCAACUCCAGCCCCAACCACAGUUGCCCCUUCAACACCACUUGUCAACAUCACCUCACCUCCAGUCAACAUGACUUCAUCACCAGUCAACCCAACAUCAUCACCAGUCAACCCAACAUCAUCACCAGUCAACAUGACAUCAUCACCAGUCAACAUGACCUCAUCAUCAGGUAACAUCACCUCACCACCAGUCAACAUGACAUCAACACCAGUCACCAUUACUUCACCCUUAGUCAACCCAACUUCACCAUCAGUCAACAUUACAUCACCACCAGUCAACAUGACAUCAACACCAGCCAACAUUACUUCACCAUCACUCCACCCAACUUCACCAUUAGUCAACAUGACAUCAACACCAGCCAACAUGACAUCACCGCCAGUCAACAUUACAUCACCACCAGUCAACAUGACAUCAACACCAGUCAACAUUACAUCACCAGUCAACCCAACAUCACCAUCAGUCAACAUGACAUCACCAUCAGUCAACAUGACAUCACCGCCAGUCAACAUUACAUCACCACCAGUCCACCCAACUUCACCAUCAGUCAACAUGACAUCACCACCAGUCAACAUUACAUCACCCUUCAACCCAACCACAUCACCAUUCAACAUUACUUCACCACCAGUCCACCCAACUUCACCUUCAGUCAACAUGACAUCACCACCAGUUAACAUGACAUCAUCACCAGCCAACAUUACUUCACCAUCAGUCAAUAUUACAUCACCAGUCAACCCAACCUCACCAUCAGUCAACAUUACUUCACCACCAGUCAACAUUACAUCACCAGUCAACCCAACAUCACCACCAGUCAACAUUACUUCACCCUCAGUCAACCCAACUUCACCAUCAGUCAACAUGACAUCACCAUCAGUCAACAUGACAUCACCGCCAGUCAACAUUACAUCACCCUUCAACCCAACCACAUCACCAUUCAACAUUACUUCACCACCAGUCCACCCAACUUCACCUUCAGUCAACAUGACAUCACCACCAGUUAACAUGACAUCAUCACCAGCCAACAUUACUUCACCACCAGUAAACUUUACUUCACCACCAGAAAAUAUGACAUCACCGUUCAACCCCACCUCAUCACCAGUCAACAUGACGUCACCACUACACAACAUCACCUCACUUCCAGUAAACUUCACCUCAUCACCAUUCAAUCCCACUUCAUCACCAGUCAACAGGACAUCACCACUUCCAAACAUUACUUCACCACUAGUCAACAUGACAUCACCAGUCAACCCCACCUCAUCACCAGUCAACAUGACAUCGCCACCAGUCAACUUUACUUCACCACCAGUCAACAUGACAUCACCAGUCAACCCCACCUCAUCACCAGUCAACAUGACAUCGCCACAAGUCAACUUUACUUCACCACCAGUCAACAUCACAUCACCAGUCAACCCCACCACAUCACCAGUCAACAUGACAUCACCAGUCAGCCCCACUUCAUCACCAGUCAACAUGACAUCGGCACCAGUCAACAUGACUUCAUCACCACCAGUUGACAUUACUUCAGCACCAGGUAACAUGACAUCACCAGUCAACCCCACCACAUCACCAGUCAACAUGACAUCACCAAUCAACCCCACCUCAUCACCAGUCAACAUGACAUCGCCACCAGUCAACUUUACUUCACCACCAGUCAACAUGACAUCACCAGUCAACCCCACCUCAUCACCUGUCAACAUGACAUCACCACUUCCCAACAUGACAUCACCACCAGUCAACAUGACAUCACCAGCCAACCCCACCUCAUUACCAGUCAAUAUGACAUCGCCACCACCAAACAUUACUUCACUACCAGUCAACAUGACAUCACCAGUCAACCCCACCACAUCACCAGUCAACAUGACAUCACCAGUCAGCCCCACUUCAUCACCAGUUAACAUUACCUCACCACCAGUCAACAUGACAUCAACAUUCAACCCCACCCCACCACCAGUCAACUUUACUUCACCACCAGUAAACAUGACUUCAUCACCAGUCAGCCCCACUUCAUCACCAGUCAACAUGACAUCAGCACCUGUCAACAUGACUUCAUCAUCACCAGUUGACAUUACUUCAGCACCAGGUAAUGCAAGCACUCCACCUGUCACUGGAACAUCAUCACCACCAAGCAUCACAACUACAAGCUCUCCAACUGCAACUACAACCCCAACACCUACCACAACAGAGUCAAAAAUCAAGUUGGAAUUUAAGAUUCAGCAAACCUUUACUCCUCAACUUGCAAACAAAUCUUCACCAGCGUUCCUUGAAUUAAAGAACGAAGUGACUACAGUGCUCGACAUGGUCUAUUCAGAACAAUAUGGAUCCAGCUUCAAUCGUACUGUCAUCAACAGCUUCAGUCAAGGAUCUGUGGUGGUAGAUGUUGAACUGAUAUUCAAUGAAGGGAAUACAUUACCAAAUGCCACUUCUGUGGCUGGAACUUUGGUGACUGCCUCUUCCAGUUCCAAUUUUUCUCUCAGUGUCAACACAUCUUCUAUUUCUGCAACAGUUGUUUUAGCUGCAACUCCAGCCCCAACCACAGUUGCCCCUUCAACACCACUUGUCAACAUCACCUCACCUCCAGUCAACAUGACUUCAUCACCAGUCAACCCAACAUCAUCACCAGUCAACCCAACAUCAUCACCAGUCAACAUGACAUCAUCACCAGUCAACAUGACCUCAUCAUCAGGUAACAUCACCUCACCACCAGUCAACAUGACAUCACCCUUCAACCCAACCACAUCACCAUUCAACAUUACUUCACCACCAGUCCACCCAACUUCACCUUCAGUCAACAUGACAUCACCACCAGUUAACAUGACAUCAUCACCAGCCAACAUUACUUCACCAUCAGUCAAUAUUACAUCACCAGUCAACCCAACCUCACCAUCAGUCAACAUUACUUCACCACCAGUCAACAUUACAUCACCAGUCAACCCAACAUCACCACCAGUCAACAUUACUUCACCCUCAGUCAACCCAACUUCACCAUCAGUCAACAUGACAUCACCAUCAGUCAACAUGACAUCACCACCAGUCAACAUUACAUCACCCUUCAACCCAACCACAUCACCAUUCAACAUUACUUCACCACCAGUCCACCCAACUUCACCUUCAGUCAACAUGACAUCACCACCAGUUAACAUGACAUCAUCACCAGCCAACAUUACUUCACCACCAGUAAACUUUACUUCACCACCAGAAAAUAUGACAUCACCGUUCAACCCCACCUCAUCACCAGUCAACAUGACGUCACCACUACACAACAUCACCUCACUUCCAGUAAACUUCACCUCAUCACCAUUCAAUCCCACUUCAUCACCAGUCAACAGGACAUCACCACUUCCAAACAUUACUUCACCACUAGUCAACAUGACAUCACCAGUCAACCCCACCUCAUCACCAGUCAACAUGACAUCGCCACCAGUCAACUUUACUUCACCACCAGUCAACAUGACAUCACAAGUCAACCCCACCUCAUCACCAGUCAACAUGACAUCGCCACAAGUCAACUUUACUUCACCACCAGUCAACAUCACAUCACCAGUCAACCCCACCACAUCACCAGUCAACAUGACAUCACCAGUCAGCCCCACUUCAUCACCAGUCAACAUGACAUCGGCACCAGUCAACAUGACUUCAUCACCACCAGUUGACAUUACUUCAGCACCAGGUAACAUGACAUCACCAGUCAACCCCACCACAUCACCAGUCAACAUGACAUCACCAAUCAACCCCACCUCAUCACCAGUCAACAUGACAUCGCCACCAGUCAACUUUACUUCACCACCAGUCAACAUGACAUCACCAGUCAACCCCACCUCAUCACCAGUCAACAUGACAUCACCACUUCCCAACAUGACAUCACCACCAGUCAACAUGACAUCACCAGCCAACCCCACCUCAUUACCAGUCAAUAUGACAUCGCCACCACCAAACAUUACUUCACUACCAGUCAACAUGACAUCACCAGUCAACCCCACCACAUCACCAGUCAACAUGACAUCACCAGUCAACCCCACUUCAUCACCAGUUAACUUGACUUCACCAUCAGUCAACUUGACAUCACCACAAGUCAACAUUACUUCAACCACAGCCAAUCCCACCUCAUCACAAAUCAACAUGACAUCACCACUCAAAACAACCUUUUCACCAGUCAACAUUACCUCACCACCAGUCAACAUGACAUCAACAUUCAACCCCACCCCACCACCAGUCAACUUUACUUCACCACCAGUAAACAUGACUUCAUCACCAGUCAGCCCCACUUCAUCACCAGUCAACAUGACAUCAGCACCUGUCAACAUGACUUCAUCAUCACCAGUUGACAUUACUUCAGCACCAGGUAAUGCAAGCACUCCACCUGUCACUGGAACAUCAUCACCACCAAGCAUCACAACUACAAGCUCUCCAACUGCAACUACAACCCCAACACCUACCACAACAGAGUCAAAAAUCAAGUUGGAAUUUAAGAUUCAGCAAACCUUUACUCCUCAACUUGCAAACAAAUCUUCACCAGCGUUCCUUGAAUUAAAGAACGAAGUGACUACAGUGCUCGACAUGGUCUAUUCAGAACAAUAUGGAUCCAGCUUCAAUCGUACUGUCAUCAACAGCUUCAGUCAAGGAUCUGUGGUGGUAGAUGUUGAACUGAUAUUCAAUGAAGGGAAUACAUUACCAAAUGCCACUUCUGUGGCUGGAACUUUGGUGACUGCCUCUUCCAGUUCCAAUUUUUCUCUCAGUGUCAACACAUCUUCUAUUUCUGCAACAGUUGUUUUAGCUGCAACUCCAGCCCCAACCACAGUUGCCCCUUCAACACCACUUGUCAACAUCACCUCACCUCCAGUCAACAUGACUUCAUCACCAGUCAACCCAACAUCAUCACCAGUCAACCCAACAUCAUCACCAGUCAACAUGACAUCAUCACCAGUCAACAUGACCUCAUCAUCAGGUAAUGCAAGCACUCCACCUGUCACUGGAACAUCAUCACCACCAAGCAUCACAACUACAAGCUCUCCAACUGCAACUACAACCCCAACACCUACCACAACAGAGUCAAAAAUCAAGUUGGAAUUUAAGAUUCAGCAAACCUUUACUCCUCAACUUGCAAACAAAUCUUCACCAGCGUUCCUUGAAUUAAAGAACGAAGUGACUACAGUGCUCGACAUGGUCUAUUCAGAACAAUAUGGAUCCAGCUUCAAUCGUACUGUCAUCAACAGCUUCAGUCAAGGAUCUGUGGUGGUAGAUGUUGAACUGAUAUUCAAUGAAGGGAAUACAUUACCAAAUGCCACUUCUGUGGCUGGAACUUUGGUGACUGCCUCUUCCAGUUCCAAUUUUUCUCUCAGUGUCAACACAUCUUCUAUUUCUGCAACAGUUGUUUUAGCUGCAACUCCAGCCCCAACCACAGUUGCCCCUUCAACACCACUUGUCAACAUCACCUCACCUCCAGUCAACAUGACUUCAUCACCAGUCAACCCAACAUCAUCACCAGUCAACCCAACAUCAUCACCAGUCAACAUGACAUCAUCACCAGUCAACAUGACCUCAUCAUCAGGUAACAUCACCUCACCACCAGUCAACAUGACAUCAACACCAGUCACCAUUACUUCACCCUUAGUCAACCCAACUUCACCAUCAGUCAACAUUACAUCACCACCAGUCAACAUGACAUCAACACCAGCCAACAUUACCUCACCAUCACUCCACCCAACUUCACCAUUAGUCAACAUGACAUCAACACCAGCCAACAUGACAUCACCGCCAGUCAACAUUACAUCACCACCAGUCAACAUGACAUCAACACCAGUCAACAUUACGUCACCAGUCAACCCAACAUCACCAUCAGUCAACAUGACAUCACCAUCAGUCAACAUGACAUCACCGCCAGUCAACAUUACAUCACCACCAGUCCACCCAACUUCACCAUCAGUCAACAUGACAUCACCACCAGUCAACAUUACAUCACCCUUCAACCCAACCACAUCACCAUUCAACAUUACUUCACCACCAGUCCACCCAACUUCACCUUCAGUCAACAUGACAUCACCACCAGUUAACAUGACAUCAUCACCAGCCAACAUUACUUCACCAUCAGUCAAUAUUACAUCACCAGUCAACCCAACCUCACCAUCAGUCAACAUUACUUCACCACCAGUCAACAUUACAUCACCAGUCAACCCAACAUCACCACCAGUCAACAUUACUUCACCCUCAGUCAACCCAACUUCACCAUCAGUCAACAUGACAUCACCAUCAGUCAACAUGACAUCACCGCCAGUCAACAUUACAUCACCCUUCAACCCAACCACAUCACCAUUCAACAUUACUUCACCACCAGUCCACCCAACUUCACCUUCAGUCAACAUGACAUCACCACCAGUUAACAUGACAUCAUCACCAGCCAACAUUACUUCACCACCAGUAAACUUUACUUCACCACCAGAAAAUAUGACAUCACCGUUCAACCCCACCUCAUCACCAGUCAACAUGACGUCACCACUACACAACAUCACCUCACUUCCAGUAAACUUCACCUCAUCACCAUUCAAUCCCACUUCAUCACCAGUCAACAGGACAUCACCACUUCCAAACAUUACUUCACCACUAGUCAACAUGACAUCACCAGUCAACCCCACCUCAUCACCAGUCAACAUGACAUCGCCACCAGUCAACUUUACUUCACCACCAGUCAACAUGACAUCACAAGUCAACCCCACCUCAUCACCAGUCAACAUGACAUCGCCACAAGUCAACUUUACUUCACCACCAGUCAACAUCACAUCACCAGUCAACCCCACCACAUCACCAGUCAACAUGACAUCACCAGUCAGCCCCACUUCAUCACCAGUCAACAUGACAUCGGCACCAGUCAACAUGACUUCAUCACCACCAGUUGACAUUACUUCAGCACCAGGUAACAUGACAUCACCAGUCAACCCCACCACAUCACCAGUCAACAUGACAUCACCAAUCAACCCCACCUCAUCACCAGUCAACAUGACAUCGCCACCAGUCAACUUUACUUCACCACCAGUCAACAUGACAUCACCAGUCAACCCCACCUCAUCACCUGUCAACAUGACAUCACCACUUCCCAACAUGACAUCACCACCAGUCAACAUGACAUCACCAGCCAACCCCACCUCAUUACCAGUCAAUAUGACAUCGCCACCACCAAACAUUACUUCACUACCAGUCAACAUGACAUCACCAGUCAACCCCACCACAUCACCAGUCAACAUGACAUCACCAGUCAGCCCCACUUCAUCACCAGUUAACUUGACUUCACCAUCAGUCAACUUGACAUCACCACAAGUCAACAUUACUUCAACCACAGCCAAUCCCACCUCAUCACAAAUCAACAUGACAUCACCACUCAAAACAACCUUUUCACCAGUCAACAUUACCUCACCACCAGUCAACAUGACAUCAACAUUCAACCCCACCCCACCACCAGUCAACUUUACUUCACCACCAGUAAACAUGACUUCAUCACCAGUCAGCCCCACUUCAUCACCAGUCAACAUGACAUCAGCACCUGUCAACAUGACUUCAUCAUCACCAGUUGACAUUACUUCAGCACCAGGUAAUGCAAGCACUCCACCUGUCACUGGAACAUCAUCACCACCAAGCAUCACAACUACAAGCUCUCCAACUGCAACUACAACCCCAACACCUACCACAACAGAGUCAAAAAUCAAGUUGGAAUUUAAGAUUCAGCAAACCUUUACUCCUCAACUUGCAAACAAAUCUUCACCAGCGUUCCUUGAAUUAAAGAACGAAGUGACUACAGUGCUCGACAUGGUCUAUUCAGAACAAUAUGGAUCCAGCUUCAAUCGUACUGUCAUCAACAGCUUCAGUCAAGGAUCUGUGGUGGUAGAUGUUGAACUGAUAUUCAAUGAAGGGAAUACAUUACCAAAUGCCACUUCUGUGGCUGGAACUUUGGUGACUGCCUCUUCCAGUUCCAAUUUUUCUCUCAGUGUCAACACAUCUUCUAUUUCUGCAACAGUUGUUUUAGCUGCAACUCCAGCCCCAACCACAGUUGCCCCUUCAACACCACUUGUCAACAUCACCUCACCUCCAGUCAACAUGACUUCAUCACCAGUCAACCCAACAUCAUCACCAGUCAACCCAACAUCAUCACCAGUCAACAUGACAUCAUCACCAGUCAACAUGACCUCAUCAUCAGGUAACAUCACCUCACCACCAGUCAACAUGACAUCAACACCAGUCACCAUUACUUCACCCUUAGUCAACCCAACUUCACCAUCAGUCAACAUUACAUCACCACCAGUCAACAUGACAUCAACACCAGCCAACAUUACCUCACCAUCACUCCACCCAACUUCACCAUUAGUCAACAUGACAUCAACACCAGCCAACAUGACAUCACCGCCAGUCAACAUUACAUCACCACCAGUCAACAUGACAUCAACACCAGUCAACAUUACGUCACCAGUCAACCCAACAUCACCAUCAGUCAACAUGACAUCACCAUCAGUCAACAUGACAUCACCGCCAGUCAACAUUACAUCACCACCAGUCCACCCAACUUCACCAUCAGUCAACAUGACAUCACCACCAGUCAACAUUACAUCACCCUUCAACCCAACCACAUCACCAUUCAACAUUACUUCACCACCAGUCCACCCAACUUCACCUUCAGUCAACAUGACAUCACCACCAGUUAACAUGACAUCAUCACCAGCCAACAUUACUUCACCAUCAGUCAAUAUUACAUCACCAGUCAACCCAACCUCACCAUCAGUCAACAUUACUUCACCACCAGUCAACAUUACAUCACCAGUCAACCCAACAUCACCACCAGUCAACAUUACUUCACCCUCAGUCAACCCAACUUCACCAUCAGUCAACAUGACAUCACCAUCAGUCAACAUGACAUCACCGCCAGUCAACAUUACAUCACCCUUCAACCCAACCACAUCACCAUUCAACAUUACUUCACCACCAGUCCACCCAACUUCACCUUCAGUCAACAUGACAUCACCACCAGUUAACAUGACAUCAUCACCAGCCAACAUUACUUCACCAUCAGUCAAUAUUACAUCACCAGUCAACCCAACCUCACCAUCAGUCAACAUUACUUCACCACCAGUCAACAUUACAUCACCAGUCAACCCAACAUCACCACCAGUCAACAUUACUUCACCCUCAGUCAACCCAACUUCACCAUCAGUCAACAUGACAUCACCAUCAGUCAACAUGACAUCACCGCCAGUCAACAUUACAUCACCCUUCAACCCAACCACAUCACCAUUCAACAUUACUUCACCACCAGUCCACCCAACUUCACCUUCAGUCAACAUGACAUCACCACCAGUUAACAUGACAUUAUCACCAGCCAACAUUACUUCACCACCAGUAAACUUUACUUCACCACCAGAAAAUAUGACAUCACCGUUCAACCCCACCUCAUCACCAGUCAACAUGACGUCACCACUACACAACAUCACCUCACUUCCAGUAAACUUCACCUCAUCACCAUUCAAUCCCACUUCAUCACCAGUCAACAGGACAUCACCACUUCCAAACAUUACUUCACCACUAGUCAACAUGACAUCACCAGUCAACCCCACCUCAUCACCAGUCAACAUGACAUCGCCACCAGUCAACUUUACUUCACCACCAGUCAACAUGACAUCACAAGUCAACCCCACCUCAUCACCAGUCAACAUGACAUCGCCACAAGUCAACUUUACUUCACCACCAGUCAACAUCACAUCACCAGUCAACCCCACCACAUCACCAGUCAACAUGACAUCACCAGUCAGCCCCACUUCAUCACCAGUCAACAUGACAUCGGCACCAGUCAACAUGACUUCAUCACCACCAGUUGACAUUACUUCAGCACCAGGUAACAUGACAUCACCAGUCAACCCCACCACAUCACCAGUCAACAUGACAUCACCAGUCAACCCCACCUCAUUACCAGUCAACAUGACGUCACCACUACACAACAUCACCUCACUUCCAGUAAAGUUCACCUCAUCACUAUUCAAUCCCACUUCAACACCAGUCAACAGGACAUCACCACUUCCAAACAUUACUUCACCACUAGUCAACAUGACAUCACCAGUCAACCCCACCUCAUCACCAGUCAACAUGACAUCGCCACCAGUCAACUUUACUUCACCACCAGUCAACAUGACAUCACCAGUCAACCCCACCUCAUCACCUGUCAACAUGACAUCACCACUUCCCAACAUGACAUCACCACCAGUCAACAUGACAUCACCAGCCAACCCCACCUCAUUACCAGUCAAUAUGACAUCGCCACCACCAAACAUUACUUCACUACCAGUCAACAUGACAUCACCAGUCAACCCCACCACAUCACCAGUCAACAUGACAUCACCAGUCAGCCCCACUUCAUCACCAGUUAACUUGACUUCACCAUCAGUCAACUUGACAUCACCACAAGUCAACAUUACUUCAACCACAGCCAAUCCCACCUCAUCACAAAUCAACAUGACAUCACCACUCAAAACAACCUUUUCACCAGUCAACAUUACCUCACCACCAGUCAACAUGACAUCAACAUUCAACCCCACCCCACCACCAGUCAACUUUACUUCACCACCAGUAAACAUGACUUCAUCACCAGUCAGCCCCACUUCAUCACCAGUCAACAUGACAUCAGCACCUGUCAACAUGACUUCAUCAUCACCAGUUGACAUUACUUCAGCACCAGGUAAUGCAAGCACUCCACCUGUCACUGGAACAUCAUCACCACCAAGCAUCACAACUACAAGCUCUCCAACUGCAACUACAACCCCAACACCUACCACAACAGAGUCAAAAAUCAAGUUGGAAUUUAAGAUUCAGCAAACCUUUACUCCUCAACUUGCAAACAAAUCUUCACCAGCGUUCCUUGAAUUAAAGAACAAAGUGACUACAGUGCUCGACAUGGUCUAUUCAGAACAAUAUGGAUCCAGCUUCAAUCGUACUCUCAUCAACAGCUUCAGUCAAGGAUCUGUGGUGGUAGAUGUUGAACUGAUAUUCAAUGAAGGGAAUACAUUACCAAAUGCCACUUCUGUGGCUGGAACUUUGGUGACUGCCUCUUCCAGCUCCAAUUUUUCUCUCAGUGUCAACACAUCUUCUAUUUCUGCAACAGUUGUUUUAGCUGCAACUCCAGCCCCAACCACAGUUGCCCCUUCAACACCACUUGUCAACAUCACCUCACCUCCAGUCAACAUGACUUCAUCACCAGUCAACCCAACAUCAUCACCAGUCAACCCAACAUCAUCACCAGUCAACAUGACAUCAUCACCAGUCAACAUGACCUCAUCAUCAGGUAACAUCACCUCACCACCAGUCAACAUGACAUCACCCUUCAACCCAACCACAUCACCAUUCAACAUUACCUCACCACCAGUCCACCCAACUUCACCUUCAGUCAACAUGACAUCACCACCAGUUAACAUGACAUCAUCGCCAGUCAACAUUACUUCACCAUCAGUCAAUAUUACAUCACCAGUCAACCCAACCUCACCAUCAGUCAACAUUACUUCACCACCAGUCAACAUUACAUCACCAGUCAACCCAACAUCACCACCAGUCAACAUUACUUCACCCUCAGUCAACCCAACUUCACCAUCAGUCAACAUGACAUCACCAUCAGUCAACAUGACAUCACCGCCAGUCAACAUUACAUCACCCUUCAACCCAACCACAUCACCAUUCAACAUUACUUCACCACCAGUCCACCCAACUUCACCUUCAGUCAACAUGACAUCACCACCAGUUAACAUGACAUCAUCACCAGCCAACAUUACUUCACCAUCAGUCAAUAUUACAUCACCAGUCAACCCAACCUCACCAUCAGUCAACAUUACUUCACCACCAGUUACAACAAUGCCCUUGCCUGGUAAUGCAAGCACUCCGCCCGUCACUGGAACAUCAACACCACCAAGCAUCACAACUACAAGCUCUCCAACUACAACUACAACCCCAACACCUACCACAACAGAGACAACAUUUAAGUUGGGAUUUAAGAUGCAAGAAACAUUUACUCCUCAACUUGCAAACAAAUCUUCACCAGCGUUCCUUGAAUUAAAGAACACAGUGACCACAGCGCUGGACAUGGUCUAUUCAGAACAAUAUGAAUCCAGCUUCAAUCGAAUUGUCAUCAACAGCUUCAGUCAAGGAUCCGUUGUGGUUGAUGCUGAAGUGAUAUUCAAUGACGUGACAACAUUGCCAAAUGCCACGUCUGUGGCUUCAGCUUUGGCAACUGCUUCUUCCAGCUCAAAUUUUUCUCUCACCAUCAACGUAUCCUCUAUUUCUGCAACAGCUGUUUUGGCACCAACUCAAACCCCAACCACAGUUGCCCCUUCAACACCACUGGUCAACUUCACCUCACCUCCACUCACAACAGCUGCUCCAUCUGCUGCGCCUAAUGCAACAGCCGUUCCCACUGCUGCACCAGUUCCUUUAACCACAAUGGCAUCAAUCAUUUCUACUACAUCCAAUGAGGGAUCCCUUGGACUAAAGUUUAGUCUCAACCAAACAUUUACAGCAGAUCUCUCAAACUCAUCCUCAACAGCAUUCCAGACCUUGGCAGCAGAAGUGGUCAAAGAACUCAACAAAGUGUGUACAACUCUGUAUGGAUCAUCUUUCGUUCGCUCCGUUGUUAACUCAUUCACGAGUGGCUCGGUGGUUGCAGACACAACCAUUACAUUUAAAGAUACAAGCUCAGUUCCUUCAUCAAGCACAGCUAAUUCACAGCUCAGCAGUGCAUUAACAAGCAACUCUACCUCCCUGAGCGUUAUAUCAGGCAGUGUUUCUAUAACUUCUUCUACUGCUUCCACCGCCGCACCUACUGCUACAGCAGCUCCUACUGCAGCUCCAACUGCAGCACCAACUGCAGCUCCUACUGAAGCUCCAACUGCAGCACCAACUGCAGCUCCUACUGAAGCCCCAACUGCAGCACCAACUGCAGCUCCUACUGAAGCUCCCACUGCAGCACCAACUGCAGCUCCUACUGAAGCUCCAACUGCAGCACCAACUGCAGCUCCUACUAAAGCUCCAACUGCAGCACCAACUGCAGCUCCUACUGAAGCUCCAACUGCAGCUCCUACUGAAGCCCCAACUGCAGCACCAACUGCAGCUCCUACUGAAGCUCCAACUGCAGCUCCUACUGAAGCCCCAACUGCAGCACCAACUGCAGCUCCUACUGAAGCUCCAACUGCAGCACCAACUGCAGCUCCUACUAAAGCUCCCACUGCAGCUCCUACUACUGCCACCACAACAGCUUCUACUGAUCCUCCUACAUCCAGUGAGGGAACUCUUGGCCUUCAGUUGAGUCUCAACCAAACAUUUACAUCAGAUCUCUCAGACUCAUCAUCAACUGCGUACAAGACUUUGGCUGCAACAGUGAUCAGUGAGGUAAACAAAGUGGCUCAAAAACUCUAUGGAUCAUCUUUCCUUCGCAGCAUUAUUAACAAAUUCACGCAAGGAUCAGUGAAAGUUGACAUGACCCUUGUGUACACAAAUACAACCUCAACUCCUACAGCAAGCGAUGCAACUUCACAAUUCAGCACUGCGCUUAGCUCUUCAUCUCUGAAUAUUGUACAAGGCAGCGUUUCUGCACAAUCAACAUCCACGUCAAGCAGUCCCCCUCGGCCCACAAUGGGCUCAUUGGUCGUGUUUUCACUAACCCUGCUGGCUGUGGCCCUGACGAUGACAAACUAAUACCCAACAUCAAAGGCAGAUACACUUGGCUAAGAGCUAUCAAGUGGGAAAAAAGCAAUGAAACCAAACUGAAAGCAAGACAUAACAUGUGUGCAAAAUGAUAUUUACCAAUACAAUGUUAAAUGGUAAAAGGAUGUGUACUGUGUGUGCAAACGAUUUUGUUCAGUAUUUUAUACAUUUGAUGUUACAAUCAAUUGUGAUCAAUUCAAUUUCUUUUUUCUUUUCUUUAAAAAUAACUUGUCAUUGAGAUAAGUAAUCAAAAAUACCAUAUUUUAUACUAUUUUGGCUUUUUAUAACAGCUUCCAUUCAAUGUAUUUGUUUUGUAAAUGCUUAUUUUUAUACUAUUAGUCACAUGUCAUUUUAACCCAAAUGUUAAACUGUAUAGAAGAUAAUGUAAUAAAUAUGUAUUUAUAAUUAAAAGCAUAGAAAGAUCAAGCAGGACACAAAUUAGAUUAAAUGCCAAUGUUAAAUGUGAGUGAUGGAAGAAGUGUGCAGGUGAUGUAGCGUGGUGCCAAAAGCUUGUGUUUUUGUAAAAUGAUCUUGAUGUGGAAAAAUAAUGAUUCAUAUGACGUCUGAGGCAAACUACCAGUGUAGGACAUGUUAAACCAUGCUAGUCUGUCCCUUACCCAAACCAUGUCGUUUGUGGAAACAUUUUAGUUUCCACAGAAUGUCAUUACAAUACAAAUAAUUGUCAUUGAAUUGAUUAACACCAUUUUUCCUGUAUGACUUUGAGAAGGGGAAUAAUACAUAUGUGUAUCUUUGUUAAUCAAUAAAGUAUUUAAAUGUUAA